ACUACUAAAUCAAAGACAUUUUAUUUCAUAAAUUUAUUAUCGUCAUUUGUGUAUGUUAUUCUAUUACUAUAUAGGACAUAAUAAUAUGUCGGUUAUAAUUCCAGAUAAUAUACUGGAUACUUUACUUUGCAGUUUUUGUCAUAAAUAUUUAUCGGUGAAACCCGUAAAAAUUUAUCCAAACAGGCGUAUACAGUGCGGAAGAUGUGUUGAUAAGCAGGAACCAGCACUUCAGAAAUCAGAAGGGGUAGAAUCCCUAUAUGGAAUAAUUGCUGAACACGUUCUAUUUAAAUGUGUCAACAAAUUUGAUGGUUGUCGACAAUUGUUAACAUAUUCCGAGGUGCGAGAUCAUGAACAGGUAUGCUUGGAAAAAAAUCAUAGGUGUCCAAUUUGUUAUGAAGAAAUGACAAGUUUUCUGAUGCUUCAACACUUUCAUUUCAAACAUAAGAGUGCCAUAUUGGACUGCCCAACGCUUGUUUUCAACUUGAAUGAUUAUUUAGAAAUGCCUCGUGUUUAUAUAUAUCAAGAAGAUGAUAAUUUGUUUUUUCUGUAUAUUAGCUAUAGUAUGUCGGAAAAUUCAAUAACAUUAGAUUUGGUUUGUAUGGGUAGCUAUAAACUAUCUCAAAAUAUAUACCAUCAAUUUACUCUUAGUAGCGAAAAAAAAGAAUUUGAUAUUGUAUUGAACAAAAAACCAUGUACAGAUGAUUUUUUUGUUGUGGAUAUAUCACAUAUGUCAAACUUUAUACAUAUUGAAUUUAAAUUAAUUGAUCGCAAUUUAAAGGUCUUGACAACACCAAGUAUUAGUAAUGUUGUGACGAAACCGGCACCCAAAAAUGAUCCACCCGGGAGUCAAAUUGUAAAAUACCGAUCAGAAUUUACUCCAAGAUCAAAGGUUUUGACAGAUUCACAGGAUAGUAAUGCUGUGGGGAAACCUUUAACCAAAAAUGAUCCAAUCGGGGCUCAAAUUGUAAAAGAUCAAUCAGAAUUUAAUCCAAAAUCCAAGGUUUUAACAGAUUCAGAGGAUAGUAAUGCUGUGGGGAAACCUUUCACCAAAACUGAUGCAAACGGGGGUCAAAUUGUAAAAGAUCGAUCAGAAUUUAAUCCAAGGUCCAAGGUUUUGACAGGUUCAGAUGUUAGUAAUGCUGUGGUGAAAAAUGUACCCAAAAAUAAUCCACACGGGAGACAAAUUGAAAAUUACCAAGCUGAAUUUAAUCUAAAAUCUAAAUGUGUUAAAUGCCAAGAGUAUUGCAUUUUUUCAAUAUCUAAUUGUCCAAUUCGUUAUUACUACCGUGACAAACGCAAUAAUUAUAUAUGUUACUAUUGUUAUAAGUUCUUUAGCGAUGGAGAUGAUGUUAGUCAAAGACAAGCAAGAGAAGUUAGAAAAUAUUUCGAGAGAGCAAUUCUCAGUGAAAUAAUUAAUGGCAUGAAGUUUUACAAAUGGAAUUGUAGUAAUUGCAAUAGCGAUAUUCAGGUGUCAGAUAUGCAGUCACAUGAAAUAAACUGCAAACGAGGUAGACAAUUUAGAUGCCCUAUAGAAGGUUGUUGUGAAAAAGGAACUGUUAACCAAAUGAUCGAACAUCUCAAAAAUCAUAAUUGUUUGGCAUUUUCGUCUCACUUUCAACUACCUUCAAAUCAUUUAAGAUGUUACGUGUUUGUAAAAGAAUAUAUUGUACGUUUAGAUUUAUCUUUUGCAAAAAAUUUUGCAACUGAAAGUAUUCAGGUAGUAAGAAAAGCUGGCAAUGUUAAGAAAAAAAGAUUAACCGCAUCUUUUAUGUUAUUUGACAGCAACAAUCAACUUUUGGAAGUCGUCCACGUCCACAGUCAAUUUGACGUAAAUCCAAUAUUUGUGAAAGUUAUUGUAAUUUAGGUAAACUAAAUAUUGUAGUAGAGCAGCCCAAAUGGGGAUUUUUGCAGUUACUCGAGCGCGUCGAAAAAUCACAUAGGGAGAAACCUUGUACCCUGUAAAUGUACCUCUACCAUAUUUAUAUUGGCGCUUAAUACAUACUCCAUUAAAAUGUUAUAUUUUUUAAGCGUUACCUUGCAUUUGUUAGAGGAGUUAAUUUUAUUUCUUUAAUGUGUAGGGGGAUCAGUAGAAGCUUAAGUUCAAGUUUUUGGGGUCGCCACCCUUGUCCCCCGGCCGCCAUCUUGGAAAUGGGGUGCAAAGUGGUUUUGCAUUAUAUCUCGUAAACUACCAACCCUACGGAAAAUCUAAUUAAACAUAAAAUGUAGCAAAUUAAAUUUUCUAUAAUUUUAUUUCUAUUACUUUUUAUCGUCGAGUGACCAACAAGAAAGAUAUAAGCAAAAAUAUGUAAAAAAAAUUUAACAAGUUUCCUUUUGGAGGUUCUAACUUUUUUUCAGUUCAUUUUAAAAUGAAAUAACAUUAUAGCAAUUUUGUAGAGGGUUUUUCAGCCAACAAUUUCCACUAUAAAGUUGUUUCAUUCUAUUUAUUUAUAUAGGUUUUAGAGCGCUUCAAACUUGACCAGAUUCUCGAAUGCUCAUAGGAAUACAAUAAUAACAAAAGUUAGGCUUACUUUUCUGUCUAUAUAUAAUUUUUAUUCAUACAAUUUAUUAUGAUUUUAACAUUGCUAUGCUAUUAUUAUUUAAUUUUAUUUAUGAAGCUGGUUGCUAUCCUCAGCAGUGGUUGCUCUCUACAUUUAUUCCCCUACCCAAAAAAGUCAAUGCAAAAAGAUGUGAGGAUCACAGACUCAUUAGCUUGAUGAGUCACACUUUAAAAAUAUUCUUAAAAAUACUACAUCAAAGAUUAUACAAAAAAUGUGAAUGGGACAUCAGUGAUUCUCAGUUUGGGUUUAGGCAAGGUUUGGGAACAAGAGAAGCAAUAGUAGCAACACAAGUGUUAAUCCAAAAUUGUUACGAUCAGAGGAAGGACGUAUUCCUGUGCUUUUUAGACUACGAGAAAGCGUUUGAUCGUGUCCAACAUCACAAGUUAAUGAAGAUUCUCAAGAAGUUUGAUAUAGACCAAAAAGACAUAAGAUGCAUUGAAAACUUGUACUGGUAUCAGGUAGCACAAUUAAUAGACAAUUCUAUAUCCAAAUCCAUACAUAUAAGAAGGGGUGUUCGGCAGGGAUGUGUGCUUUCCCCUCUUUUAUUUAACAUUUAUUCGGAAGCCAUAUUUCAAGAGUCUUUGGAAGAUGCAGAGAUGGGAAUCAAAGUGAAUGGAGUAUUGAUCAACAACAUACGAUAUGCUGAUGAUGCUGUCUUAAUUUGCGACAACAUAGCAGAUCUUCAACAACUUGUCACUAUAAUCGGAGAAUACAGUAAUCGAAUGGGAUUAGAGAUUAAUACCAAAAAGACCAAAUUCAUGAUCAUCUCCAGAAACUUGGAUGCAUUUGAAAACUCCACCAUAACACUGAAUACUAAGUCCAUUGAGAGAGUAAGCAAAUUCAAAUACCUAGGAACGUGGCUUUUUGAAGACUGGUCAUCGGACAGGGAAGUAAAAUGUCGCAUUGAGCAAGCUCGACAAGCUUUCGUAAAAUUCAGGAAGGUACUGACCUGCUCAGAGUUCGACCUUACACUGAGACUAAGGUUUACUAAAUGCUACGUGUGGUCGGUGCUGCUAUAUGGCAUAGAGGGCUGGACCCUCAAAACGAGGGAUAUAAACAGAUUAGAAGCCUUCGAAAUGUGGCUUUAUCGCCGUAUCCUAAAGAUAUCAUGGACGGCGAAAGUCACAAAUGUGGAUGUCCUUAAAAGAAUCAACCAAGAACGUCAGCUUUUCGAAAACAUCAAGAAAAGAAAAACGGCGUAUUUGGGUCACAUCAUGCGAAACGAAAAAUACCAGUUCCUUCAACUUAUAAUCCAGGGUAAAAUUGAGGGCAAGAGAGGAAUAGGACGCAAGAAAAUGUCCUGGCUCCGAAACAUAAGGCAAUGGACAGGGAUUAACGACAUACAAUCUCUGAUACACAUUGCAAGAAACAGAGAGUUAAUGGAAAAUGUGAUCGCCAAGAAAAUGCUAUUAUUAAUCUGUUUUUGUCCUUUCUCCCCACUAUAAAACUUAUAACUUAUAACCCUAAGCAUAUAUAGAAAAGGCCCAAGAAGUUUUUUGAGGACAAAUUCGCCUGUUCAGAAGAAGAAUGACGUAACCGCAAAAUACAAAAUUCUUAAGAAGAGCAAAAAACGAAUUUUUGAUAUCAAAAUCAUAAAGUAUGAUCAAAAUUAGCCAUUCACCACACCGUGGCUAGGAUCUCGAGAUAUUAGCGUUUUUUGGGGUGUGCCGCUUGUUUAUGAAGUAACAUACCUUUUUUCCUAUUGUAUUUUGACUUAAAAUUUUCCAAAAAACUUCUUCAUGAGUUAUAUUUUAUUGUUUUGUUGGUUAAAAUUAUAACCUAAAAAGUUUGUCACUCAACUUUUUUAAGUAAACAUGAAACUAACGAAAUAUGAUGACAAAAUGUUUAAAAACUAACAACUCCUUUUUUGAUCUGUUUAAACAUUUUGGAAAAAUUUCAUUGUUAUCUACAUACUUUAAAGAUGACAGUAAAAUUUUCAAAAGGAAAUAUUUACAGCGACCAAAGAUACAGCGAGGUAAAUUUGAAAAAUCAUCAAAAUUGAUUUUCGGCAUUUUUGUAUAAAAUUUGAUUUUUGAACAUGUUCCACCAAAUCUAGAUAAAAAUAAACUUCAUAUUCGGAUUCAGCGACCUCGAAAACAUAAAAAUAGACCAAAAUUGGUCAUUCACCUUAAAUUUGAUUUUCGUGGUCGGCAUAACGAUUGCUACCGCUCGACUAAUAUAAAGUACAUAUUUUUUUUAUUGUAUUCCUAUGAGAAUUCGAGAAUCUGGUUAAGAUUGGAGCGCUGUAAAACCUAGAUAAUAAAUAAAAUUAAACAACUUAAUAGUGAAAAUUGCUCAUUGAAAAAUCCUCUACAAAAUCACUAUGAUGGUAUUGUAUUGUGAAAUGAACGAAAAAAAAGUUAUAACCUCCAAAAAGAAACUUCUUAUAAAAUUUUCUCAUAUUUUUGUUCAAUGGACUAACAGGGGAGUUCGUUAAGGGUGGUCCGAAAAAUAAUCUGUCUUUAGAAAAACUCGAAAUCGUCAGAUUAAGAUAAAGUAAGUUAAGUACAUGUACAACAAUGUAUAUUUAAAAAAUCUGACGAUUUCAACGGGGUGUAAGUAAAUGGGUGAGUCACAAAGUUUUCGAAAAAAGCGAAUAUUUCGCGAAAUGAACAUCAGAUCGAAAAACUGAAAAAUACGUACGUCUUCAAUAUUUUUGAAAAAUCUAUCGAAUUACACCAAACCCGACCCCCUGGACGUGGAGUGGGGGAUACUUUAAAAUUUGAAAUAGGAGCCUCCUAUAAACGAAUACGUUGUCGUAAUGGGGUAGUUACUCUGAGAAGAGGGUUGGUUCUUAGGAAUACACUAUUUGUCCAUACUUUAUUUAUUGAACACUACUUAUUAUUAUCAGUAACAAGUUGGUGUGCUUAAAGUAGAACCAUCUACGAGUGCAUUUUGAUUAAGAAUGAUAUUUAAUUAACGAAUCAAUUAGAAUGAAUCACGGUGCCUUCAUGUAUAAGUAUAUAAACAGACUUGUAACAUGUAGUUUGUUUAUAGUGCCGACUCAGCUUGACCAUGACUUACGAAACUAUGAAUUAGUUGACUAUGCAUUAUUGUCGACUGGUGCUUCUAACAAAUCUAGGUCACCUACUAAAAUGUAAACAAAUGUGUAUGUUUUGGUUUUGUUUCUAGUACAUUUAAGAAUUAAAUGAAUAUGUCUUGAUCUCAAUUUUGGAUGUUGAUAAACCUUUACAUCCAUCCCCUUCGGGAAAUUUUCUGACUACAUGCAAGGAAGAAAAUUGUUGUGCUCCACCAACUGAUUACUUUAAAAGAUUUAUACAAAUAUAUACAAAUAUAAAAUACAAAUAUAAUAUAUACAAAUAUACAGCUUAUUACCUUAUAACAAAAAUUGCCAUCAAACAUCAUCUAUUCUUACUUAUUACUUCCUUAUAUCUCGCGAAAUUCUACACUCAGAAAUUGUAAUGCAUAUUUUACCUUUUCCCGAUUUAAAAUAAAAUUAUAACUUUAAUUCUUACAUUUGAACUUACUUUUUAAUUAUAAUUCUUUCACUUUUAAAAUAAUUAUUUGAUUUUCUGACCUUUUACAUAUUCUUCAAUUAAAAAAAAUUCUCCUUUUUCUUCCUCUUCUUCUUGACUGGUACUUUACUAAUACAUAUUUUCAUUUUCUUUAUACUUAGUACUUUUAGUGUACUAUUAAACAUAUUUCUUCUUCUUCAUAUUUCUUCAUUAAACUCGUAUUUACUUCACAUAUUCUUCCUUUUCUAACCCUUACCUACUCGGCGGGUUUUUCGCAGCUUUAAAUCCUUGUAUUUGCUUCCGGUCCUUUCUCCACGUCCUUAGUCGUGGGAAGGUUUGUUCCAAAAAGACAAAAUGGAUAGUUAUGCGCUUAAAAAAAAUCUUCUACAUUUUGCAUCCCUAAAUUCCUGUCUGAUCCGAACUGCUCAGUCUUGAUGAGAGUCGGUUAGCUUCAAAACAUGAAAUGAGCAUGCUAAAAUCUUUUGAUGUUCAUUUUGUACCUUUUUCUUUGACAAGAGUGUGUUUUUUCUGAAUUGUCUUUAAUUAAUUAUGCUUCUAAUACAUUUUAAAAAAAUCAAUUGUCUACUUAAUUCAUCAUAAAACAUAAAAAAAAUCAUAUUUAUACUAAAAUUCAACCGAUACUAAAAACUUGAAAUCAAAAAUCUUAUUGUCGGUACCAAAAUUUCAACAUUCAAUAAAAAUUCGAAAGAAAGUGGUAAUAAAAAUAGACUAUAUUUUAUUAAAAAAAUCACGAAAAAAUCUAUUUACCUAUCAUUAUUCUAUCUAGCUAGGACUAUUCUUUUUCAAUCCUAUCUAUUUAUCUAACAUCUAACACCUAUCUAUCUAACAUCUAUCUAGCUAACAUCUAUCUAGGGUUAUUUUUCUUAGUUAGGGUUAUUUUCUUAUCUAGGUUAUUUUUCCUAUCUAGGUUAUUUUUCCUAUCUAGGUUAUUUUUCCUAUAUAGGUUAUUUUUCCUUAUCUAGGUUAUUUUUCCUAUCUAGGGCCCUAUACUAUGUGCACGUGUACUACCUAUAAAAUUAACCUAAAACUUAAGAACGAGAAAAACUUAUAAAUAAACGCUAAAUAAAUAAUGUGAGUUUUUGCUAUUUACUAAAUAAUAGUUUUUUCUCACUGAGUUCGCGCAAUUAAUAGUCACUUUACAUAAUGUCACAACGAAAAAGUCUCUAUUUCUCUGAUUGAAAUACAGUCUUACAUGACCUCAUUUGACUUAAAUAAGUAUAUUAGCAUUUUAGAAAUUUAAAGUUGGUUUACAUUAUAAAAAUUUAAAGUAACUUUAUAUUAUAUUAAUUGUCUAUAUAUUACCUGAAGCAAUACAAAGUGUUCUUCUUAAAUAGUACUUUCUACUGUACAAAAGUCUCUUCAAUUAUUCUGUUUUCCAUAUCUUUGUCAUUAAAUCUUAUUUACCUUAAUAUUAAUGACAUGUCUUUCAUUAUGAUAAUUUUAAGUCUUAUUUGCCAAUCUUCUUUUGUCCUUUUCCCUCCAAUGGGAUUUUCUUGUUAAUAUAUAAACUUCCUUACGUCAUUAUAACUUAUAAGUCUUUAUUUUCCUUCUUACACCAUUACUUUUACAUCAUUUCUUCAUAAAUUCAUUGUAUAAAAAUUCUUGUAUAUCCUUGUAUAUAAAUAAUUUAAUUUCUUUUCCGUAGUCAUAUUUUAAAUUUUUUUCCGUCUUUAAUGUUUCUUUGUCUUGUCAUUGGUAAAGAAAUUCUCUAAAUCUUGAUUCAUCGGUCCCAUAAUAUCGGAACUCAUAUUUUCCGUGAAACUUAUUCUGGUCCAUUAUGUUUGUAUUUUCCUUUCUUCUUCUUUAACACUUUUAUUUCUUUGCCGUUUCUUAUAUGUAUAUUUUCAAUAAUAUUAUUUCAAUAUCGUAAUUCCCUUAAAAGUAUUUCUAAUUCACCUUUCCUAGUGUAUAAUUUCAGUAUUUUUUAUAUCUUAUGUAAUGCGUAAAACUCUACUCAGCGAAUUACUGAUGUAUGUAUUUCUGACUCGUAAUUUUAGAGUCAGGUAAUAACAAUAUAAUAUACUUUACGCAAAAUAAAAGCCUGAUAUAGCGUUUCCUUCAAUUAAAAAUAUUAUGUAAUUGUAGACUGCAAAUAAUGCUUUCAUAUUCUCUCUAUUAGGAUUAUAAACAAAAAUCAUUUAUUUUCAUUAAAAAAUAAACUUAGUAUCAAUAAUUAUCUGUAUGUACAAUGAAAAAUAUAAACUAUAAACUAGAUUAUUGAAUAUACCUCUAAAAUUUAAAAAGAAUGAAAACUUGUCCUAAUUUAUCAAUAUUCAAUAAAAAUUAAUUCUAAUAAUUUCCAAAAUAUUUUUUAUAUUUUAUGCAUUUAAGUUAUAUUAAUAAAAAAUUUUCGUGUAUGUGAGACUGUAUGCAAUGAAAAAAAUAGCUCAAAAGUUACUCACGCGUACACUAUUGUCAUUGUCCACGAUUGUCCAUGAAGUCUGGUCCUCUUGACGUUGGGCGUGGCUCCCAUGUCUCCAAACCUCGUUCCUUACGUCAUCUACCCUGAGGCUACGUCUCUCCAAAACCAUCUCAUACUCCAUCUACCCAUUUUUUUUCUCCUCUUCCAAUUUUUUGUUGCCAUCUUUCUGGUUUCUCCCUACCUCAGAAGUCCAGUUCGUCACUCAGGUCGCCAUAUAAAAGAAUACGUUUUCGUAAUGGGGUAGUUACUCUGAGAAGAGGGUUGGUUGUUAGGAAUACACUAUUUGUCCAUACUUUAUUUAUUGAACACUACUAAUUAUUAUCAGUAACAAGUUGGUGUGCUUAAAGUAGAACCAUCUACGAGUGCAUUUUGAUUAAGAAUGAUAUUUAAUUAACGAAUCAAUUAGAAUGAAUCACGGUGCCUUCAUGUAUAAGUAUAUAAACAAACUUGUAACAUGUAGUUUGUAUAUAGUGCCGACUCAGCUUGACCAUGACUUACGAAAAUAUGAAUUAGUUGACUAUGCAUUAUUGUCGACUGGUGCUUCUAACAAAUCUAGGUCACCUACUAAAAUGUAAACAAAUGUGUAUGUUUUGGUUUUGUUUCUAGUACAUUUAAGAAUUAAAUGAAUAUGUCUUGAUCUCAAUUUUGGAUGUUGAUAAACCUUUACACUCAAUUUUGUAUUGCAGAUUUGGAUUCAUCACGUAAAAAUAAAUAACUAUUAUUCGAGAUCUUUUUUUCUAUUUAUGGAUAGAUGGUGCUCCAAUUGGAAAAACGAUUGUUGGAAAUGGAAAACUAAAUAAAAAAAUGGAGAGUCUCCACUAAAAUGGAAAACUUAACUUAAAUUUUUUUGGUUUUAGAACCUACUCUUCACAACCAAAUAGGUCCUCAUAACGCUCGAGUAACUGCAAAUUUAGUAUACUUACCUCCCCUACUAUUUUCUAUUAUUGUUCAUUUUUUGUAAAUGUGUAUUCGUGCGACGUGCAUGAAUAUGUACAUAUACAGGGUGAUUGAUUAGUGGGUGUAAAGCCCAAUAGAUCUGCUAUACUUAGUAAUAUAUAGCAAUAAAAGUUAAUAAAAAAAUUGUAGACAACUUUGAGAUUCAUAUUACAAAAUUAGUUAGAAUGUUACAGGGCGUUCGAUAACCUAGUGGCAGACCAAACUUAUGUUUUUUUUAAUGGAACACCCUGUAUUUUAUUUUAUAUUCGAAAAUCUCCUUAACUGUACCAUCACAAAAAUAUAAAGGUUUGUUAUGUUAUAUAGGGUAUGUACAAAGUUUUAACCAAUUUUAUAUGAAAAUCGUAACAAGUUCAACAUCCCUUAUUAAUAAAAAUAAGCACAACAGAAAUGGUUUAUUGGUGCCAUAUUUUUUUAUUGAUUGUCAAAAUUUCCAAAAAAUGAUUAAUAUUGCUAAUUUUCUCUAUACCGAAAACAGGGUGAGUCAAAACGCAAUUACAUUAUUUUCUCAGUAAUUUUAAAUGGAACACCCUGUAUUUUAUAUCACUAUUAAAAAAUGCCAUUGCUGUACUUUAAUUUUUAUAUAACAUUCCCUAUACCUACCUAAAUUUAUUAGUUUUCAAAAUAUUUUUAUUUUUAGAGCAAAUUAAUAACAGGUGUCUAACUUUUUCCAAAUUUUAAGAAAGCCAUAACCGAAUUUGUCGAAAACUGACAGUUUAUCAUGAUAAAACUGUUAUUGUGUUAUUAAAUAUAAUCCGGUCAACUUAGACAUCAAAAUGCUUGGCAAAUAACAAAAAUUGCCGGAGAGCCAAAUUUUGGUGGAGAGCUAGGGUAUACCAUAACAAAUAAAGUUUAAACAGUCCCCAUCGAUCCCAUGUGUGCGUCAAAAGUUAUUCGGGGUCAAAAGUCAAAAUUUGAGAUUUUUGGAUUUUUUUCGAAAACGGUAAGUUUUAUCAAAAAAAAAAACCUCAAACCAAAGUUGUAGAUCUUAACAUUCUCUACAAAAAUUGUCCUUACAAUUUUUUUUCUGAGUUACCAUUCCUGAGAUAUCGCGAUUUUAAAAGUUACUUUAUACAUUAAAUGCACAUAUAAGCCACGUAUAUACGUAUGUGGCCAUUAAGACAAGUAUAAAUGCCUAUUUGUGUCUCUUUUAUAUAGUAUAUUAUACUAUUCUGAAAAUAUUUCUUCAAAAGGUAAUCAGUCCCAAACUGAAUUUCCUCUAUCCACGUGGCCUUGAAAAAUAUUUGGCUAUACCAUUGUUUAAAAAAGAACAGAUUGUCUAUUAUAGGCAAUGGCUACAGUAUUGUUCAUAAUAUUAUCUGUUUCUUUUAGUGCUAAAGGUUCAGUUCAAGUGAAUAUAAGUACUUAUUACAAGCGUCUACCAUUUAGUACCGUUACCGUUAUUUGUAGAAUUUUAUAGUUUUAAAAAUGUCUCAGUUUUGCUUUAUUUGCAAUAAACUUUUAAGUGAAACUAAAACAGUUGUGGUUGAUCGUGGAAUGCCAAAUUUAAUCGAGGCUAGUGUCGAGUGAGGUGAUGAGUUUAUUGAGUAUUUAAGAACUCAAAAAUCCGUUACAAUACACGUGAAUUGCAGAAAAUCAUACAUUCGGAAAACUUCAAUCGCUGCAGUGAAAAGACAACGUGAGGAGGAACAGGCUAGUACUUCAAAAGUAAGUCCACCUCAUACUAGAACGCGAGUAAGUAAAUCACAUUUUUGUUUUAAAAAAUACUGUUUAUUUUGUGGCAAUGAAGCCAAUGAAGAAAGCACAGCAUCUUUGAAAAAUAAUUCGUGACGUGACUACACUAAAAUUCAAAGAAUCCCUGUUGAAAUUAGCUAAAGAUCGUUCUGAUGAUGUUUCGAAGGUUGUUCUUGAACGUAUUAAUUUUGAGUAUGAUUUAGUCGCUGCUGAUGCAAAAUACCAUGACAGUUGUUACAAAUCUUUCUUAAAACCUAAUACUGGUCGUAAAAUUGGCCGUCCACAAGAUGAAACUGUAAACUCUGCGAUGGAGAAAAUGUUUCAAUUCAUAGAAACGAGUGAUGAUUGCCAGUUUUCGUUGGAUGAAUUAAGGAAUGUUUGUCAAGAUGUAGUUUUAGAUGACAGAACUAUAAAAAUACGAUUGAAAUUGAAGUAUGGUAGUAGAAUUAUUAUUACAGAAAAGCCUGGAACCUUCCUCCAACAUCAGCAUCUGCUUUUCAACAUUUGUAUCGAGUAUAUUAUCAAGUUCAAACAUGGCUAGGCAAUGAACUGAAUCCAGAAGACUGGGGUUGGAAAUUAAUAGAUAAUAAGUUCCAGAAAAACUCCUAACACUAUUUUUUGCAAUUGCAAAAAAGGUUGUAGUGCCAAAUGUGGAUGUAAAAAAGUCGGGUUUCUGUGUUCUCUAGUGUGUACCAACUGCCAAGGUCAGUCUUGCUCAAAUGUCCAGUUUAGUACAACAGAGGAAGACUCCUGUGAUUUUAAUGAAGAGACCAAUGACUCAGUCACAUUUGAACAAUUUUUGAACAUCCAGAAAGAGGAAGAGGAAGAAGAUGAAAUCGAAGAAGAUGAAAUCGAAGAAGACUUGACGGUUGAAGUAGACUUUCAAGAAUAUGUAUCUGAUUAAAAUAUCUAAAGAAAUCAAAACAAUAGUUAACCGAAUAAUCAAUAGCAAUAUCAAUAAUCAAUAUCAAUAAUAAGGUAAUAUCUAGAACUUGACCGGUAUUGUUUCCUUAAAUUAUCCUAAAAUUGUCAAAACAGUUAGUGGAGUAGGCCUACAGAGGAAACCACGGUAAAAAAAACGAGCCGAGUACGCUCCUCACAGGUGGUGUGGAAACGUGUGCAUAUCAUGUAUAAUGUGACUCUUUGAAUCGCGAUUCAAAGGAUUCAAAGGACUAUUUUUGUAGAGAAUUUUAAGGUCUACAACUUUGGUUUAAGGUUUUUUUUUUGAUAAAACUUACCGUUUUCGAAAAAAAUCCACAAAAUCUCAAAUUUUGACCUUUGACCUCGAAUAACUUUUGAACCACACAUGGGAUCGAUGGGGACUUUUUAAACUUUAUUUGUUAUGGUAUACCCUAGCUCUCCACCAAAAUUUGGCUCUCCGGCAAUUUUUGUUAUUUGAAAUCUCUAUAUAGACCGGGUUAAUAGUUGAGAUGAAUUUUAAUAUUGAGGAAAUGGUUGAUCUGGCAGGAUAUUUGGGGAGUGCAAUAAAAAUGCGUUAUUAUCAAUAACAAUAAUAUCAUGAACAUAAACGGUUCCUUGAAAGACGACAACCUACAACAGCAAGCUUUGAAAGAUUAAAGGAUCAGCUUAACCGCCCUGAUUCAGUUACGUAUAAAAACACGAACGUACAAAAAGUACUGUAACAGAGGAAAACGAAAUUAAUGUGUUGAUGGCAGUUACUGAAAAUCCACAUACAAGUAUUCGAAAUAUUUCCAAAGAAAAGAACAAUCUUACUACUCUGUGCAAGAAAUUCUUGCAAAAAACAGAAUGCACCCUUACCGCAUUCAAAUGCACCAAGAAUUAUUUCAGGAAUAUUUUGAAAAGAGAAUAUUAUUUUGUGAAUGGGCCUUAGAUAAAAUCAAUCAGCAGACAGAUUUCUUGGAUAAUGUACUAUUUGGAGAUGACUAAGUUUCAUAAAAACGGUUCAGUCAUGGCUAACUUAAAAUAUGGAAAAAUUUAGAAACCUAAUUAAUAAUUUGCUCUGAAAAAUUAAAAUAUCUCGAAAACUAAUAAACUUAGACAUAGGGAAUGUUAUAUAAAAAUUAAAGUACCGUAAUGGUACUUUUUAAUAGUGAUAUAAAAUAUAGGGUGUUCCAUUUAAAAUUACUGAGAAAAUGAUGUAAUUGCGUUUUGAAUCACACUGUAUUUGAUAUAUAGAAAAUUAGCAAUAUUAAUCAUGUUUGAAAAUUCUGACCAUAAAUAAAAAAAUAUGGCAUCAAUUAACCAUUACUGUUUUGCUUAUUUUUAUUUGUACAGGGAGUUGAACUGAUUUUCUUAUAAAAUUGGCUAUAACUUUGUAAAUACCCUGUAUAAAAUAACAAACCUUUAUAUUUUUGUUAUGGGACAGUUAGGAAGAGUUCAAAUAUAAAAUAAAAUACAGGGUGUUCCAUUUAAAAAAACCUAAGUUUGGUCUGCCAGUGUGUUACCGAACACCCUGUAACAUUCUAAUUAAUUUUGUAACGUGAAGCUCAAAGUUGGCUACAAUUUUUGUUAUUAACUUUUAUUGCUAUCUAUUACUAUAGCGGAUCUAUUGAGCUUUACCCUACUAAUCAACCACCCUGUAUGAAUACGUAUGUAAAUACGAUGAUGGGCGCGCUAAUAACCGGCAAAAUAACACAAAAUAUGAAAAACAUAGAGUUGUAAGGAUAACAAGUUGUAAAAUAAAAAUAGAUGAAACUAGUACAGGUGGAAACAUAUGAGGAGGAGUAUGUCAACUAAAACUGCCACUGUUAGAGUGGUAGUUGCCAAACUCGUCUGAUACGUCUAAAGGUGGGAAACAAUUAAUAUAAUGUAAAUUUUUAGAUUUAGAUCGGUAAAUUUUCCACCUCUACUAGCUUUAUCUCUUUUUAUCUCAUAACUUAAUAUGUUUUCCAUCUUUUGCAUUAUUUUGCCAUUUCUUAGCGUGCUCAUCGCUGUAUAAAUUUCAUAUGAGAUAGGUGUACUUACUAGACAUAUUAUUAUAGUCGUUUAAAUUAGAGGAAAAAAUUAACAAAAUUAAUUUUAAUUAAAUGCAUCAUUUUUCAGUUAAGUGUAUAAGUAGGUAUAUAAUCUGUAUUACAUAUAUAAAAAAAUUAAAAAGACAAAAAUUUUCAUUUA
Molecule: messenger RNA, 14222 nt
Organism: Diabrotica virgifera virgifera (western corn rootworm)
Lineage: Eukaryota; Metazoa; Arthropoda; Insecta; Coleoptera; Chrysomelidae
Exons: 2
Coding region: 53-1864 (603 amino acids)
Biological process (GO): multicellular organism development; proteasome-mediated ubiquitin-dependent protein catabolic process
Cellular component (GO): cytoplasm
Molecular function (GO): zinc ion binding; ubiquitin protein ligase activity; ubiquitin conjugating enzyme binding
Source: RefSeq, a predicted model, not a curated record